Messenger RNA from Ostrinia nubilalis (European corn borer), 1044 nucleotides. RefSeq names its product putative nuclease HARBI1. The record is from RefSeq and is a predicted model, not a curated record. Lineage: Eukaryota; Metazoa; Arthropoda; Insecta; Lepidoptera; Crambidae. The coding region runs from base 1 to 1044 and encodes 347 amino acids. The transcript has 4 exons.
AUGAAUUUGAAUGCAGCUAGAUACUUUGAUAUGUUGGAGUCUGAAGACUCAUCAGACGAUGAAGUUUAUGCGGAGUAUGUAUUGUUGAGACGCCCAAAAAUUUUUAAACCAAGACCUCCACCGUUGGAGACCUGGGAUGAAGUGGAUUUUGUUCAACGCUACCGGCUAUCCAAAGAAACAGUGUUGUGGUUAGUCAGUGAAUUAGGGAGCUACCUGAAAACACCUACUACGAUGAACCAUGCAAUUAGUCCUCUGGAGCAAAUCUUACUUACGUUAAGAUUUUAUGCUACCGGGACUAUGCAACAAUGCUCUGGUGAUUUAUUUGGGAUCUCCAAAUCAGCGGCAUGUAAAGUGAUUCACUUGGUGUCAAGAACUAUUAGCACCAAAUUUAUUCAUUUAAUUGCAAUGCCACAGUCCAGCGAAGAAGUAAAAGAAGUUAUGGCUAAAUUCUACAGCAUUGCAAAAUUCCCGAGUGUAGUUGGGGCAAUAGACUGCACACAUAUACGUAUUAUGAGCCCAGGCGGUGAUAAUGCUGAGCUAUACAGAAAUAGGAAAGACAUAUUUUCUAUAAACACUCAAGUGGUAGCUGAUGCGGACCUUAAGAUAAGGGAUAUUGUAGCAAGGUGGCCAGGUUCUGUGCAUGACAGCACUAUUUUUAACAACAGCAGGGUAAAAGACAUGAUGAGCUCCCAACAGCUAGAUCCUCAAACUCCUGCUGAGAAAUUAUAUAACGAAAGUCAAAUCAGAACAAGAAAUGUUGUCGAGCGAACUUUUGGUGUGUGGAAACGAAGAUUUCCGUGCAUAGGCUCACAAUUAAGAGUAAAGCUUUGUAAUGUUCAGCCAAUAAUUGUGAGCACUGCAAUCCUCCAUAACCUGUGUAUAAUGAAGAAAGAAAAUUUGCCAAGAGGUGAAAAUUCACUAGUACAAUUAAUGGAAGAAGAAAAUCUGGUACUUCCAAUGAUCGCUGAUAAUGAUAGGCAAUAUAGAAAUGAUCUUAUCAUAUCAUAUUUCAGCCCUAUGUUGAACGCUUUGGAAGAUCAUUAA